AUGUCGCUGCUGAAGGGAAAGGAGGUGGAAGUCACACAAGACGACCAGCGCCGCAUCUGCAUUUUUGCUCGCAUGCACCGUCGACGGAAGGAGCUUACUGCCACCAUUACGAGGUUGAAGGAGCAGGCGGCUAAGUUGAGUGAUGCCUCUGAUGAACUUAUGAUAGCCGAUGGGGCAAUGUAUUUGUUCGGUGAGACCUUCGUGGCCAUCGAUAACGAUGAGGCGGGUGAAUGGCUGGCGAAGGAACAGGCGCAACUUCAGCGGGAUCAGGAAACAACAGAGGAAGAAUUAAAGCUUGUUGAGAGUCAAUUGAGCGACCUGAAAGCGAAACUGUACGCCUCACUUGGUAGUCAAGUGUAUCUUGAAGACGAAUAG
Molecule: messenger RNA, 375 nt
Organism: Trypanosoma brucei brucei TREU927
Lineage: Eukaryota; Euglenozoa; Kinetoplastea; Trypanosomatida; Trypanosomatidae
Exons: 1
Coding region: 1-375 (124 amino acids)
Biological process (GO): protein folding
Cellular component (GO): prefoldin complex; cytoplasm
Source: RefSeq, a predicted model, not a curated record